UAAACACACGGCAGAUUUAAAAAAAAAAUAGAAAACUGUAUUCUUAAAAAAAAUGUAUACAAUAAAAAUAUUUAUUUUAAUUUUAAAAUAUAUCUAAAAAUUUUCCAAUUAAAAAAUGAGUAAAGCCCAUGAGCUGUUCUUAAAGCCGACGAGCAUUGUGUAAAUAGUUCUGAUAGACACGACGUCGUAGCGACACUAGUUUGCCUGUUAACCGCACUGAAAAGAAAUACAUCAACAGCUUCACCAAAGCUACUAAACCCUUAAAACUCCUAAAACCCCUAAGAUCCUUUCCUGUCAUUUAUCACUUCAAAAUUGCCGGGAAAAUAAACCUAACGGUUCUCAAAACCCUAAUUUCUAUCAUUCGCUCAAUUUGAUUUAAAUAUAUAUCUCAAAUCCAGUAAAUUUCCCGGGAAACAAAGAAAAUUCCAUGCUUAGCAAAUGGAGACAUCCUCUCCAGUUUUUUUCUCAUUUAAAAUCUCAUCAAAUUCUCGUUUCUUUAUCUUCUCUCGUGCUCUCUAAAUCUUCCUCCGUCUCGACCGCCGCCGCCUCUAUUGUCGUCGAUAGACCCGGAACCACUCCUUCUGUUACUCCAGACCCCGGAGACCCUGUUCCCGUGAUUCUGUCUGGUCUUAAGUAUUCAGUGUUUAAGAGAUUUAUGGAUCAGUGUUUAUUUAAAGAAAAGAUCUUUAUGCUUAAUCAUUCUCAGGUUGAUCAAAUAAUUGAGCAUUUGAAUGUUGAGGAUGCUGAUUCUGCUGUGGAUUUUUAUUAUUUGUUGAGUAAUGAAUUUGGUUUCCAACAUUCUAGAUUUUCUAGACUUGUUGUCUCGCACGUUUUGGCUAGAAAGAAAAGAUUAAAUGAGUUGCGAUUGGUUUUGGAUCAAAUGCUGCUACAUGAAGGCUCUGGGUCAGCUCCUUCCCUUUGUGAACUGCUUUUGGGUAGCUUCAGGAGCUGGGAUUCAAGUAAUGUUGUGUGGGAUAUGUUGGCUUGUGCUUAUUCAAGAUCUGCGAUGGUGCAUGAUGCUCUAUUUGUUCUUGUGAAGAUGAAAGACCUCAACUUUAUAGUUUCAAUACAAACGUAUAACAGUUUGUUGUAUAAUCUGAGACAUUCUAAUAUUAUGUGGGAUGUGUAUAAUGAAAUCAAAGUUAGCGGCGCUCCUCAGAGUGAGUACACUAGUUCCAUUGUUGUGGAUGGCUUAUGCAGGCAGUCUAGGUUUCAAGAUGCUGUUUUGUUCUUUCAGGAUACCGAAGGGAAGGAGUUUCAGCCUUCUGUUGUUUCAUUUAAUACCAUCAUGUCAAGGUAUUGUAAAUUGGGUUUUGUAGAUGUUGCCAAGUCAUUUUUCUGUAUGAUGCUCAAGCAUGGACUUCUUCCUGAUGCAUACAGUUAUAAUAUUCUUAUUCAUGGGUUAUGCAUAGCGGGUUCCAUGGGAGAAGCUUUGGAUUUAAAAAAUGAUAUGGAGAACCAUGGGCUAGAGCCUGAUAUGGUGACAUACAACAUUCUUGCUAAAGGGUUUCGUCUACUAGGUCUGAUUAACGGGGCCUGGAAUAUCAUUCAGAAGAUGUUAAUUAAAGGGCCAAAUCCAAAUCUUGUUACAUAUACUGUACUUAUAUGUGGGCACUGCCAGAUAGGAAAUGUUGAGGAAGCAUUAAAGUUGUAUAAAGAGAUGAUUUCACAUGGUUUUCAGUUGAGUAUCAUCUCAUCUACAGUAUUGCUUGGUAGCUUGUGUAAAAGCGGACAAGUAGAUGUGGCAUUCAAAUUAUUUUGUGAAAUGGAAGCCAAUGGCUUGCGACCAGAUCUCAUAACGUAUUCUACCCUCAUUCAUGGCCUGUGUAAGCAAGGAGAAGUCCAGCAAGCUAUCCUGCUAUAUGAAAAGAUGUGUUCGAACAGAAUCAUUCCGAAUUCUUUAAUACACGGCGCUAUUUUGAUGGGUCUUUGUGAGAAAGGUAAGAUAUCACAGGCCAGAAUGUAUUUUGAUUAUCUGAUAACAAGCAAUUUGUCAUUGGAUAUUAUUCUGUACAAUAUUAUGAUUGAUGGGUACAUAAAACGUGGUAAUACUAGGGAGGCUGUAAAAUUAUACAAACAAUUAGGAGAGAAAGGGAUAUCUCCUACCAUAGUCACUUUCAAUUCUCUUAUGUAUGGAUUCUGCAUAAAUAGAAAGCUAUCUCAGGCUAGGAGGUUGUUGGAUACAAUAAAGCUGCAUGGAUUGGAACCAAAUGCAGUAACUUAUACCACUCUUAUGAAUGUAUACUGUGAAGAGGGUAAUAUGCAGAGCUUGCUUGAGUUGCUGUCUGAAAUGAAAGCGAAAGCUAUAGGACCAACUCAUAUCACAUACACUGUAGUAAUCAAAGGACUUUGCAAACAGUGGAAGUUGCAAGAAUCUUGCCAGUUACUUGAGGAUAUGGAUGCUGUGGGUCUUACCCCAGAUCAAGUCUCAUAUAAUACCAUAAUCCAAGCAUUUUGCAAGGCCAGAGACAUGAGAAAAGCCUUUCAGUUAUAUGAUAAGAUGUUGCUGCAUAACCUUGAGCCUACAUCAGUUACAUACAAUAUUCUCAUAAAUGGCUUUUGUGUUUAUGGUGAUCUAAAGGAUGCUGACAAUCUAUUGGUUUCUCUUCAGAACCGAAAAGUCAACCUGAAUAAAUAUGCUUACACUACAAUAAUCAAGGCACAUUGUGCCAAAGGUGAUGUUGAUAAAGCAGUGGUAUACUUCCGCCAAAUGGUGGAAAAGGGGUUUGAAGUUUCAAUCAGAGAUUAUAGUGCUGUGAUUGGCAGAUUAUGCAAACGAUGUUUAGUAACUGAAGCCAAGUACUUUUUCUGCAUGAUGCUAUCUGAUGGAGUAUGUCCUGAUCAAGACCUUUUUGAGGUAUUGCUUAAUGCUUUCCACCAAUGUGGCCAUCUCAACUCAGAGUUUGAAUUACUGGCUGAAAUGAUAAAAUCUGGCUGGCUUUAUGAGUAGUCAAUGAAAAGGUAACCCAUUCUCAUUCAUCACGUCAGCAGAAAGAGCUAUCUGAUGGCCUUAUUGACCUAUAUGCCAUGUUCAUUGCAUGAGCAGGCUUACUCGAAUUCCUGGGAUAAUAGGUGUUCCAAGAACAAUGCAAUUCUUGUCACAAUAUCUUACAUAAGGGUAAUGAGUUUGUAUAUGAACUGUGAAGAAGCAUCUCAAAUCGUUUAAAUACAAUGUAGCAAUAUGGAACUUCAAAGCUACAGGAGUAUUCUGAUGACAUCCAUCACUCUGAAGUUUCAUUUCAUAUAAUUUCUGCCUAGACGAUAUCUCCAUCUGAAUUGUUACAGCAUCUGCUGCCAUAAGAGUGAAAGUUCCAUUUACUGCUUCCAUAUGAUCUUGGACAGCAUAAGGAAGAAAGGUUAUAUAGGUGACAUUCAUCGACUUGGUUGUUUUUCGGAUGUGCUAAAUCACACCAAGUGGAUGUGAGUUUGGCCAAUCUUUAUAGUAGCAAAAUCCUCUAGAAGAGGGUGAUGGUGGUGCAAGACCUCAUUUCACAUGGGUUGACCAACCCAGUAGACUUGUGUGUAUGAUUAACGGAAAUUGGAAUGGGAUACAUGCAAGCUGCCUCUCUUGUUGUGGGUUUCCGUUGCAUGUGGCGUAGCAGUUCAUCAACUUACUUCAGAAGCACAAAGAAGAAUACUCUGUUCUUGUGAGCAAUGGAAAAUCAAAAGCGAUGUACGCAAGCUGCUUUUCUUCUGGGUCAUCAUUGCAUUUAGCCAAGCUGUUCAUAAAAUAUUUUUAGAGGCAACACUGCAGAAGUUCAGUCAUGUGCCCUUAUAAAUAAUCUUGUACCUUCUAUGUACGCUGGUAAAUAAAAUUCCUAAGUCAUCCAAUCUUUUCACUAAUGUAUAAUAAAAUCAGGAAUUGUGCACCUCCAUUUGUGCAAAUGAAACGACGUAAGUUUUGAGUUUUACCAAAGUGUAUGGAAGACGGUUAUAAAGAGAUCUUUCCCCCUCUUCA
Messenger RNA from Ricinus communis (castor bean), 3958 nucleotides. Its product is annotated as putative pentatricopeptide repeat-containing protein At1g13630. The transcript has 6 exons. The coding region runs from base 428 to 2950 and encodes 840 amino acids. The record is from RefSeq and is a predicted model, not a curated record. Gene Ontology annotation, molecular function: protein binding. NCBI's taxonomy places the organism in Eukaryota, Viridiplantae, Streptophyta, Magnoliopsida, Malpighiales, Euphorbiaceae.